CCCUUCCUUUCCUCUCUUUCCCUCCGGCUCUCUGUGAAACCCCCGAAAUCUCAGACAGCCAUGACUACCAUUACCAAACCGCCAUUUCUCUUGCUAGUUAUCGUUCUCUUGUCCCUUAUUUUCCUCACUUUCUCCUCGGAAUCCGAUGAUGACCGAGUCAGCGAGCUUCUCACGCUUCAAUCCAGAUCCCAAUCUGGUCUAAUCCACCUCAACGACCAAUCCGUCUCCCGAUACCUUACCUCAGUCAAAACCCCAAGACCCUAUUGGAUUGUUGUCUUCUUUGACGCCUCUCAGCUCCACGAGAAACCAGAGCUUCGCCUCAAGGAGCUUCGCACUGAAUUCGCACUUGUCGCUUCCUCCUACGUCGCCAACAACGAUGACCCGUCGUCCCCAUCUCACGGGAAAUUGUUCUUCUGCGACAUUGAAUUCAAAGAAUCGCAAUCUAGUUUCGCUCUUUUCGGCGUCAAUGCCUUGCCGCACAUCCGCCUUAUUGCGCCUCAUCAAGGCCCCAAAGAGUCAGAUCAGAUGGACCAGGGAGAUUUCUCCAGGCUCGCUGAGUCCAUGGCUGAAUUUCUGGAGUCGAAGACGAAGCUCGUUGUAGGUCCGAUCCAUCGGCCUCCGUUAUUCUCGAGGGGCCAAUUGAUUUUGUUUGCACUCGGUUUUUUGAUUACUUUACCUUUUAUAGUGAAAAGAAUCCUGGCUGGUCAGACUAUGCUCCAUGACCGGAAGUUCUGGUUAUUGGGUGCUGUGUUCGUUUACUUCUUCAGCGUUUCUGGUGCGAUGCAUAACAUCAUAAGGAAGAUGCCGAUGUUUUUGUUGGACCGUAAUGAUCCUUCGAAGCUCGUAUUCUUUUAUCAGGGGUCUGGAAUGCAGCUUGGAGCAGAGGGUUUUGCCGUGGGAUUCUUGUACACCAUUGUGGGUUUGCUAAUGGCUUUUAUGUCACAUGUUCUUGUGAAGGUGAAGAAUGUUAAUGUGCAAAGGGUGUUUAUGAUUUUUGCACUGUUAGUUUCUUUCUGGGCUGUGAAGAAAGUUGUCUACUUGGAUAACUGGAAGACAGGUUAUGGCAUCCACGGGUAUUGGCCUUCAAGUUGGUAAUCAUAGUAGGGAGGUUUUAAUUUCUUCUGUUUCCUUUGAAGUUGAUUACAAACUUCAGCAUGCUUAAUUAUAAUUUGGUCAGAAGGCAUAUGUUACUUUUACUCUUUUGAGGAGCAAAUUUUACCAGAAGUAUUAGAAAAUUCCACCUCUGCAUAUGUUCUGAUUAUAAUCUGAAUCCAUUUGGUAUGGAUUUGUUUGUGAUAGAUAGCAUUUUCAUCUUAUUUGAUGUUUUAAUUUGUUAAACUGAUAUAGCUGUAAGUUUAGGACGGUCAUAAUCUGAAUCCAUUUUCAUUUCUA
Molecule: messenger RNA, 1392 nt
Organism: Neltuma alba
Lineage: Eukaryota; Viridiplantae; Streptophyta; Magnoliopsida; Fabales; Fabaceae
Product: probable dolichyl-diphosphooligosaccharide--protein glycosyltransferase subunit 3B
Exons: 1
Coding region: 61-1095 (344 amino acids)
Cellular component (GO): oligosaccharyltransferase complex
Source: RefSeq, a predicted model, not a curated record